UAUAGUACAAUUGAAGCCUUCUACCAUUCCGUGUUUUUUCCGAGCAAUGGACCUCCCGGACGUGACGUCACGGAGUUCCGGUCACACGUCGGAGGAAGAUGACAGUCGGCGGAUCAGGAAGCUUGUCGACCGCCGCAUACGGCAGCUGUCGCUGCACCUCCCCCCAGAGCUGUUCCGGGACCUUCAGGAGGAUCGCGGCCUGGAUAUGGUAGUAUGCGCGGCGAAAGUGAAGGCGCUGAAGGUGAGUACGGGGAUGCUGCCGGAGUACAUGAAGGGGAGGCACAGAGACAUCCAGGAGAAGGUGUAUGAGUACUUCAAUUCCAGACCGGAGUUGCAGACGCCGAUUGAGAUCUCGAAGGAUGAGCAUAGGGAAUUGUGCAUGACGCAGCUAACAGCUCUAGUCCGCGAGGCGGGAAUAAGGCCGUUCAAGUACGUCGUGGAAGAUCCUGGGAAGUAUUUCGCUAUCUCUGAGGCCAUAGGAAGCGUUGAUAUGUCUCUCGGUAUCAAGAUGGGAGUUCAGUACAGUCUCUGGGGAGGCUCUGUUCUCAAUUUAGGAACUAAGAAACACAGAGACAAAUAUUUCGAAGGCAUAGACAACCUGGAAUACAUGGGUUGCUUUGCAAUGACUGAGCUUCAUCACGGUUCCAAUGUUCAAGGCCUUCAGACUACUGCUACCUUUGAUUUAUUUAAUGAUGAAUUCAUCAUAGACACACCUAAUGAUGGUGCCAUCAAAUGGUGGAUUGGUAAUGCUGCUGUUCAUGGUAAAUUUGCAACCGUGUUUGCAAGACUGUUGCUACCAACUCAUGAUUCAGGAGGUGUUUCUGAUAUGGGUGUUCAUGCUUUCAUUGUUCAAAUAAGGGAUCAAAAGACACAUGAAACUCUACCAGGAGUAGAAAUACAUGACUGUGGCCACAAAAUUGGCUUGAAUGGGGUCGAUAACGGUGCACUGAGAUUCAGGUCAGUGAGAAUUCCUCGGGAUAACCUCCUUAAUCGGUUCGGAGAUGUGUCGAAGGAUGGAAAAUACACAAGUAGCCUUCCAUCAAUUAAUAAAAGAUUUGCAGCCACACUUGGAGAACUUGUUGGUGGAAGAGUGGGGCUUGCAUCCUCUUCAGUCGGUGUUCUUAAACUUGCUGUAACAAUUGCUACUCGCUAUUCUCUUCUGCGACAACAAUUUGGUCCACCCAAACAGCCUGAAAUCAGUAUUCUUGAUUAUCAAUCUCACCAACACAAACUCAUGCCGAUGUUGGCUUCAUCGUAUGCCUUCCAUUUUGCUACACUGCGUCUGGUGGAGAAGUAUUCUGAUAUGAAGAAGUCUCACGAUGAAGAGCUUAUUGGAGAUGUACAUGCUCUCUCAGCCGGGCUUAAAGCAUAUAUCACUGCUUACACCGCAAAGUCAUUGAACACUUGCAGAGAAGCUUGUGGAGGUCAUGGCUAUGCUGCUGUUAAUCGAUUGGGUACAUUGAGGAAUGAUCAUGACAUAUUUCAGACGUUUGAAGGAGACAACACAGUUCUUCUACAGCAGGUGGCAGGGCUUCUUUUGAAGGAGUAUAGAGAAAAGUUCCAAGGUGGGACACUCUCGGUGACUUGGAACUACCUAAGACAAUCAAUGAACUCUUAUCUCUCUCAGCCUAAUCCAGUAACUUCAAGGUGGGAGGGGGAAGACCAUUUGCGAGAUCCUAAAUUCCAGUUAGAUGCUUUUAGGUAUCGUACAUCUCGGCUACUUCAAAGUGUUGCUGUUCGGCUUCAGAAACACUCAAAGACACUUGGUGGCUUUGGUGCAUGGAACCGAUGCUUAAAUCAUCUCUUGACCCUUGCAGAGUCCCACAUUGAGUCCUUUGUACUCGAAAUAUUCAUAGAAGCCGUGAAAAGGUGUCCUGAUGCCAGCUCUCGAUCAGCUUUGAAGCUUGUUUGUGACCUUUAUGCUUUGGACCGAAUCUGGAAUGACAUAGGAACUUACCGUAAUGUGGACUAUGUGGCUCCUAACAAAGCUAAGGCAAUUCACAAGUUAACCGAAUAUCUGUGUUUCCAAGUGAGAAAUAUAGCUAAAGAGCUGAUAGAUGCAUUUGAUCUACCGGAUUAUGUGAUACGUGCCCCAAUUGCCGUGCAGGAUGCCGAACAAGUUUACACCCAAUACACUCAGUUUGCCGGAUUCUAGCUUUUUCUGUUCCUGUAAGAGAAGGCUAUAUAAACAACAAACUUCAGAAACAAAACAUACCUCAUACAAAAAAGCUAGUUAGUCCCCAAAACCUUGCCCAUUCCUAUUUUUCAUCCACAAAUACACACACAGACAUGAGCGCGCACAAGCACACGCCUGUCCGUGUGCGUGUUUGUGUGAUUAAAAAUAGAGGGUGGAACACUCUACUUUUAAAAUAUACCUUGUCCAUGUCACCUUUUACAGGCCUCACAUAUUGGUAAAAUAAGAUGAAUCAUUGUAUAAAACACAUGUUUGAUCUAUUGGCUAUUGGCGAUCUAGAAGUAACGCCAUGUGUGGUCUAUAGCUAAUGGGAAAAAGCUAGGGUACCCCAAACUUUGUAUUUCAACUUGCACACCUGUGUGACACAUACAAACAAUUAUCUUUGUUCUCUGUGAUAUAUUGGCGUGCAAGUUGGGGUACAAAGUUUGGAGUACUCCUAGCACACUAAACCCCUCAUAGCUAAUAACAUUCAGCAUGGGGUGUCAUCCUUUCACAACUAAUUGUUCGGCCGGUGCAGAGAGGCCUUCGGGGAUGGGGUGUCAUCCUUUCGUAGCUAAUAACAUUCAACAUCUUGA
Molecule: messenger RNA, 2769 nt
Organism: Cuscuta campestris
Lineage: Eukaryota; Viridiplantae; Streptophyta; Magnoliopsida; Solanales; Convolvulaceae
Source: the annotation of a GenBank genome assembly